Messenger RNA from Enterobius vermicularis (human pinworm), 1113 nucleotides. The record is from the annotation of a GenBank genome assembly. Lineage: Eukaryota; Metazoa; Nematoda; Chromadorea; Rhabditida; Oxyuridae.
CUGUUAAAGAAUUUUCAAGGUAUUUUUAUUGUGGCUGCUAAAAGAACUGCAUUUGGUUCAUACGGUGGAAGCUUGAAGAAUCAUAGCGCUACAGACUUAGCAGUAAUUGCAUCACAAGCUGCAAUGAAGGCUGGUGGUGUCAAACCAGAGCAAAUUGAACAUGUUAUCGUCGGUAAUGUUAUCCAAUCCUGUAACGACGCAGCAUAUCUGGCUCGUCAUGUUGGUCUUCGGAUUGGAAUUCCCGAGAAUAUUCCAGCGUACAAUUUGAAUCGCUUAUGUGGAUCAGGUUUCCAGGCUAUCGCUAAUGCUGCAUUGGAGAUAAUGGCCAAAGAGGCAUCAGUGAUUCUUUCGGUUGGCACCGAAAAUAUGAGUGAAACUCCACAUGGUGUUCGUAAUAUACGUUUCGGAACGAAGGUUCUUCAAAACUACGAGUACGAAGAUUUUCUCCACCUCGGGUUAACAGAUGCACUGAUCAAAACCCCAAUGGCUAUAACUGCUGAAAAUCUUGCUGCAAAAUUCAAAGUUACUAGAGAGAUGGCAGAUGCUGUUGCUCUUCGUUCUCAAACAUUGUGGAAGAAAGCGCAAGACAACGGUGUCUUCAAGGAAGAAAUGGCCCCAUUGACAGUAAAAAAAAAGCAAAAGGAAGUGGUGUUUGAGGUUGAUGAACAUCCCAGACCAACAACAGCUGAGACCUUAGCUAAACUGUCACCUGUUUUCAAAAAGGAUGGAGUGGUUACCGCUGGAAAUGCAUCGGGAGUUUGCGAUGGUGCUGCAGCUCUCGUGGUGACGAAUGAAGAUGCAAUAAAAAAGCACGGUUUUAAGCCAUUGGCACGCAUUGUAGGAUGGCAUGUAGUUGGAGUAGACCCGUCAAUAAUGGGAAUCGGUCCUGUGCCUGCAAUCAAAGGGUUAUUGCAGAAGACGAAGCUCAAAAUGAACGACAUUGAUUUGUUUGAGGUAAAUGAAGCUUUUGCUGCUCAAUGCGCAACCGUGCAGCGAGAGUUGAAAAUCCCUGAUGAGAAACUGAACCUCAAUGGAGGAGCAAUUGCCAUAGGCCAUCCUCUUGGAGCUUCUGGUGCUAGAAUCUCAGCUCAUUUGGCCCACGAAAUGAGGUAA